Molecule: messenger RNA, 1809 nt
Organism: Dendrobium catenatum
Lineage: Eukaryota; Viridiplantae; Streptophyta; Magnoliopsida; Asparagales; Orchidaceae
Product: probable indole-3-acetic acid-amido synthetase GH3.11
Cellular component (GO): cytoplasm
Molecular function (GO): acid-amino acid ligase activity
Source: RefSeq, a predicted model, not a curated record
AUGGAUGGGAAGACCUUGGAGUACAAAGGGGAGGCAGCACUAAAAGAGCUUGAGCAACUAACAAUGAAAACUUCAGAGAUCCAACGGAACAUUCUGAAAGAAAUCCUUACAAGAAAUGCAGCAACUGAAUACUUGAACAAGUACAUGAAUGGUUCUGUUGAUGUGAAAAAAUAUAAGAAAAUGGUCCCUGUGAUCACAUAUGAGGGAAUCCAUCCUUACAUUCAAAGGAUUGCCAAUGGAGAGAGUUCCUCCAUCAUCUCAGGACAAUCUAUCACCGAGCUGCUGAUAAGCUCAGGGACAUCCAGUGGUGAGCCAAGGUUGAUGCCGUCCAUUGCAGAGGAUCUCGAUCGUCGGACCUAUCUCUACAACCUCAUCAUGCCCAUAAUGAACAGGUACAUUCCAGGACUUGACAAAGGCAAGGCCAUGCACCUCCUCUUUGUGAAAAGAGAGAUGCCAACUCCCUCUGGACUCGCCGCCCGCCCUGUCCUCACCAGCUACUACAAAAGCAAACGCUUCCGCUUCCGUGCUGCCGAUUCCUUUAACGACUUGACAAGCCCCAAUGAGGCCAUUCUCUGCACUGAUGUUCACCAGUCUAUGUACUGUCAGCUCCUUGCGGGUCUCAUCCACCGUCACCACGUUCUACGCGUUGGUGCAGUCUUUGCCUCUGCCUUUCGCUCCAUCCACUUUCUGGAGCGGCAUUGGGCGGACUUUGUCAUUGACAUUCGCCUCGGAAGACCUGGCUCCAUUGUUUCUGAUCCUGCCUGUCGUGCUGCAAUGUGCAAGUUGCUUACUGGCCCCAACCCAGCAUUGGCUGAUGAGGUUCAGCAGAUCUGCAAUGGAAGUGAUAGUGAUGAAAAGGGAGGGAGAUCAUGGAGGGGGAUAUUGCGGAGAUUGUGGCCCGAAGCAAGGUGCAUAGAGGCUGUGCUGACUGGAUCAAUGGCUCAGUAUGUACCGGCGCUGGAGUUCUAUGGAGGGGGGAUACCACUGGUUUGCACAAUGUAUGCAUCAUCAGAAUGUUAUUUUGGUGUGAACCUCUGUCCUCUGAGUGAUCCAGCCGAGGUGACUUAUACUCUGCUGCCUAACAUGGCUUAUUUUGAGUUUUUGCCACUUCAACGUUGGCUAGGACAGAGUUCUGGCUGCAGAGAUGAUGAGGAUGUGGUGGAUGGGGAGAAUUUGGUGGACCUGGCUGAUGUUAAGCCUGGACUCUAUUAUGAGCUUGUGAUUACUACUUUUUCAGGUCUGCACCGGUAUCGAGUUGGUGAUGUUCUUCAAGUAGCUAGUUUCUACAACCAAGCUCCCCAAUUCAAGUUCAUAUGUCGCAGAAAUGUUGUCCUAAGCAUCGAUUCUGACAAAACAAAUGAAGAAGAUCUAUACAAGAGCAUAACUGCUGCCAAGAGGCUCUUAGAAGCUCGUGAUCUUCUUCUUGUGGAAUACACAAGUUAUGCUGAUACAUUAAUGAUCCCUGGCCACUAUGUCUUAUUCUGGGAGAUUGUAUGUACUGCAAAAGCCAUGAACACAGUAAUCUCAUUUGAUACUGAACUACUUCAAGCAUGUUGCAGUGUUGUUGAGGACUCACUUGGCUAUGUUUAUCGAAGAUGUCGAACUCACAAUAACUAUGUCGGUCCCCUGGAGAUUCGAGUUGUCGAGAUAGGCACAUUUGAAGCUCUAAUGGAUCUUCUCAUCGGUCAAGGCGGUUCGAUAAAUCAGUACAAGACCCCAAGGUGUAUUGAAUCUUCUGAUGCACUCCAGCUGCUGAAUUCCAGAGUUAUGGUCUUCUUUAGCCCACAUGAACCUAUCUGGAAUCCUUAG